AUGCAUUCGCUUAUAAAGCUGGCGGCUUCGUGCCUGCUUCUCUUUACUAUAUCCUGCAAUGCACUGCCACUAAUCUCAUCCCGCGACAUCGAGCCUCGACGAGAUUCCCAACCGAACCACUCGUUGGCUGGAGACGAGGUUGCGUCAGCGUGGACGAAGAUUUUAUGCCAGCCUAGACUUCCUAGAGAUAGCGCAGGCGAGAUAGCAGCUACCUUCGAGGAAGAACUCGCGGGUGACCAGAACCAGAACGACGACCAGAUGAUCAUAAAAACCGGAAACGAGGCGCAAGAUGCUGAUACCAAAGCCAUCACCCGGAAUAUAAAACCGAGCUAUACGCCUUCGGUAGCUCCCUCACAGACAUCCGGAUAUUCCCCUGGCGCAUCCGGGGUCAUCGCUAACUCCCGCGACUACGACUUUCUCCCAGAUGAACUCAACGGAUAUGCUAGAAGCAGCACUGGAUGUCCCCUCAUAGCCAACGAGUCCAACAGCAUAGCGCACGGCCGUGGUCGUAUUGAAUUUCUAACACCAGGAAUAAUAAUCACAGGCGUGGUUAUCCUUCUCCUGGUUACCGUUGCAAUCUUCGAUUUCAUGCAGUGGAUUCGUCUCUACCGUCGACGAUUACGAUCAAAACAACGUCGAAGAUCAUCCGUGACUGUCUUCAUCAUCGGCGAAAAGGGGGACAACAACCUCACAUACUGUGACGACGACGACUUCCGCGGUCGAAAAGACAUCAUGAAUGUAUGA
Messenger RNA from Nannizzia gypsea CBS 118893, 744 nucleotides. RefSeq lists its product as hypothetical. NCBI's taxonomy places the organism in Eukaryota, Fungi, Ascomycota, Eurotiomycetes, Onygenales, Arthrodermataceae. The transcript is spliced from 2 exons. The coding region runs from base 1 to 744 and encodes 247 amino acids. The record is from RefSeq and is a predicted model, not a curated record.